Messenger RNA from Gymnodraco acuticeps, 2022 nucleotides. Its product is annotated as potassium voltage-gated channel subfamily H member 8-like. NCBI's taxonomy places the organism in Eukaryota, Metazoa, Chordata, Actinopteri, Perciformes, Bathydraconidae. The record is from RefSeq and is a predicted model, not a curated record. The transcript has 6 exons. The coding region runs from base 1 to 1596 and encodes 531 amino acids. Gene Ontology annotation, molecular function: voltage-gated potassium channel activity. Gene Ontology annotation, biological process: regulation of membrane potential; potassium ion transmembrane transport.
AUGGCAGCUCAACUGAGGUGUGGGAACGAAAGGAAGAAGGAGUGGAGGAGCAGCAGACGUGUUAGUGAUGAGAGAAAGAUCCGGAGACAGGCUGAGCGUAAAGGCGAUCUGAUUGGCUCGGACUCCCUGACGAAGGAGCAGGUGAUUAAGACCAACGCCAACGUGAAGGCGCUGACGUACUGCGACCUGCAGUACAUCAGCCUGAAGGGGCUGCGCGAGGUCCUGCGCCUCUACCCCGAAUACGCCCAGAAGUUCAUCUCAGAGAUCCAGCACGACCUCACCUACAACCUGAGGGAGGGCCACGGCGCCGACGUGGACUGGGAGAGUAACGGCGGUCUGGUGAAGAAGCUGCCGUCGAUCCGUGAGGAUGAGGAGGGUGAUGAAGAUCAGAGCUCGGUGUCCCGCCCCGCCCGCUCCCCCCUGAGGCUCAGCAGGGCGCUGAACUCCCCCCUGCGCUCCCCCCUCCUCCCCCCCAGGCCCUUCAGAGCCCCCUCAGAUCUCAACAGACCCGCAACUCUGCAGAUCCCCGUGGUCAGUUUCUGCAGCGCAGCUCCUCCAGAAGUCAGCCCCAGAUUCGUGGACGGCAUUGAAACGGACACCAACUCUCUGUGCUCUCAGAAGUUUGAGUUCAGUCCCAGCAUGUCGCCUGCAGUAUCGCCCUCCCCUUACACAGGGAAUCGGCAGCCCUCUGAGAUCAAGCAGAGUGUUUCUAAACUGGCUGAGGAGAUGAACAGCCUCACUAAGCAGGUGUCACUUCUCAGUCAGGAGCUGCAGGAGAUGACCCGCCUCCUGAAGCCCCUCCUCCAACAAUCCCCUCCUCCAAUCCUGAUGACCAUGAUGCCUAAUCUAACCCCGCCUCCCAGCAGCAGCGCCAGCCAAUUAUCAACGAGCACCUGCUUGGUCCCGCCUCCCCUAUCUUCUUCUUCCUCACCGAGACCAGACUCUCACUCCCUGUUGGACGGGGGAGACAUCGAGGGUGUGGAUUUGCCAGGAUGCCUCUUACCGACUCCCCCUUCACCAAAAAGGCUUAAUUUGUCUCCAAAACUUAAACGCGCCAACCCCAACCCUCCCUCCCUUGAGGAAGGACUCCCUGAGGGUCCUUUAGUCCUCCCUGAGGGUCCUUUAGUCCUCCCUGAGGGUCCUCUCCCCCUCCCUCCCUCCCCUGCUAACGGGAUCUAUCUCCCCUUUCUGCAGGACCAGCCUCCUUCCCCUUCACUUUCCCUCUCCUUCUCCAUGUCUCUUUGCUCCUCACCCUCUUUCUCCACAUGCCUCCUACCUCCUCCUCCCACCCAGGACACCCCCCCUCCUCGCCCAGCAUACUCCCACUGUUCUGCACCCCCCUCCCUCACAUCCUCUCCAGGCGACCACUCCACGGUCUCCGCCUCUCGGCCCAUGUCUCUGGACUUUGUUAGGAGAAAGCAGGGAGACAUCAUCCCCCCUUGGUGCAACUCACAGCUGACCAAACCCCCCCCACAGGAGCUGGAGAUGCAGGAGAUGUGGGGGAGACAGGUGGGGGAGGAGGGGAGGAACUCCACAGAGCACAUCAGCUUCAUCGAUGAAGAGGAGCCGGCGUUAUUAACUGUUAAAACUGACUGAAAAGGAAACUAAGUAGCAGAAAUGAGAUCAGAUCAGGGAAAGUGACUGAAAUCACACACAGGAAGUGAUUUUUCAGACAGGGAAUGCUUACAGGACAGACAGGAAGUGAUUAAAUACUUACAGGACACACAGGAAGUGAUGGAAUGCUUACAGGAUACACAGGAAGUGGUUUGUCGGACAGGAAAUGCUUACAGGACACACAGGAAGUGAUUUGUCAGACAGGAAAUGCUUACAGGACACACAGGAAGUGAUUUUUCAAACAGGAAAUGCUUACAGGACACACAGGAAGUGAUUUGUUAAACAGGAAAUGCUUACAGGACACACAGGAAGUGAUUUGUCAAACAGGAAAUGCUUACAGGACACACAGGAAGUGAUUUGUCGGACAGGAAAUGCUUACAGGACACACUGUCACUACCCGAUCUGUCC